AUGCGUGUGCUUGUGUUUCUACUCUUUAUAGUUGGAUGUUGUUGUGAUAUACGAGUAUCAAUUGAUCAAAAUGGACGAUAUAACAUAAGUAUUGGCGAUCAUAUAUGGCUUCGUUCAGCUCGUACAGCUUUAUAUGUUGAUAAUAAAUGGUAUUCAUCACAUGAUAAUACUCUACCAUUAAUAGAUAUAUCUUUUGCACAAGGAAUUGAUUCAAAUCUAGGUCAUUGGAAUGAAACUCAAUUGAACUAUGAUCUUGUACGUGAUGGAAUACAUACUAAAAUAGUGGGUCGAAUACGUCAAUGGUAUUCAUAUUCAGCAAUUACAUUUCAUUUAGAUACAGGUGAUCAAAUUAUGACUAAUACAGUUCCACUUACUAUGAAUACUGUUUGUACAGUAUUUCCAUCGUUUGAUAUUGAACAAAUCGAUAGUAAUGAUCAACGAGGUUAUUUUACUAUUGCAGGAGAAAUGGCUGGUGAUGAUGAUAAACAUGCUGGUAGAUGGAAUUCAUCAAAUAAAGUUAUUGAAUCUGGAAUGAAUUCAGGUCCAGUUGUUCUUUUCAAUUUGACACAACGAGGAGAAAAUGAUAUUCUAGUUCUUUCACCUUUUUCACGAUUUAUGGCUACUUCAUUAAGUCAAACAAAUAAUAGAUUAGAAUAUGGUGUUAUGGGUUCAAUAUUAACAAUACCAGCUAAUUAUAAUCAUUCAAUGAUUGUUUUCUAUUCAUCAGAAGGUAUUAAUGAAGGAAUACGAAAAUGGGGUAAAACUAUGCAAAAAGCAUUUAAUCGAACAAAUAAAAAUCGUUUAAAUGAUCUUACUAUUAAUUAUCUUGGUUAUUAUACUGAUAAUGGUGCGUAUUAUUAUAAUAAUACAGAACAAGGAAUGAAUUAUGAAGAAACAAUGAUUAAUGUUCAUAAUCAAAUUCCAUUACCAUUUCAUUAUAUUCAACUUGAUUCAUGGUGGUAUUAUAAAGGUAUUGGAGGUGGUGUUACUCAAUAUACACCAAUGCCAAAUAUAUUUCCUGAUGGACUUCAAGCUCUUCAUCGUCGAUUACAAAAUAUUCCACUAGCAGCACAUAAUCGUUAUUGGGCAUAUGAUACUGUAUAUAAACAAAAUUAUUCUUUUGUUCUAGAUGAACAAAAUGGUAAAGCAUUACCAAUUGGAAAUGAUUCAUUUUGGUUAGAUUUAUUUACACAAACACGUGAUUGGGGUCUUAUUCUCUAUGAACAAGAUUGGCUUGAUCGUCAAACAUAUAAUUUUUCACCAACAUUUACUGAUAUUCAUAUUGGACAUCAAUGGUUAAUGUCAAUGGGUGAAGCAGCUGACAAAGUAGAAAUAAAUAUACAAUAUUGUAUGGCUUUGCCACGUCAUAUUCUUACAGCUUUACAAAUUCCACGUGUUACACAUGCACGUGUAUCAACAGAUUAUGCUUUUCAUCUUAAAAGUGAAACUGCACCUCAAUGGGCUAUUGGAAUAUCUAGUAUGUUUGCUGAUGCAUUAGGUUUAGCACCAUUCAAAGAUGUCUUUUGGUCUAAUUCAUAUGAGCCAGGUGCACCUUACUCGGAUUCUCCUCGUGAAAUACUUCCAGAACGUGAAAUACUUAUUGCUACUCUCUCAACAGGACCUGUUGGACCUGGUGAUGGAAUUAAUUAUACGAAUGUUGAAAGAAUUAUGAAAUGUUGCCGUCAAGAUGGAUUGAUUUUAAAACCUGAUCGACCAUUAACAAUGAUUAAUAGAUUAGCAUCAGACUGGGCAUUUUAUGAUGGUAUUUCACAGGGUGAACUUUAUUCAACACGAACAACAAUAACUAAUCAAACAUUUUAUGUAAUCUUUGCAUCAUCUCUGAAACGAGAUUAUUCAAUUUAUCCUUCCAUGAUUGAAGCUCAAUCCGGAGUCGUAUGGCCAUAUGAUGAUUCAACUAAUGUAUCAUCUUUCUCUGAUGUUAAUCCUCUUAAUAUUUCACAUUGUACAUGUAGUGCUGCAUCAAUAUGUCUUUGGUAUGUCUCACCUCUUAUUCAACUAACUCAAUCAACACCUACAAUCUAUUAUGCUCUUCUUGGUGAAUCGAAUAAAUGGACAGCUAUUAGUCAACAACGAAUUCGAUUCAUAGAUAAUCAAAUAAAAAAUAAUAUAGCAAUUAUUGGUCUACAAGGUGCACCUAAUGAAUUAGUUUCAAUCAAUAUCUUUCAUACAGUUUUAUUAUCUACCACCGUAACCUGUCCAAUGGCGAGUGACACCGGUAUUGCUCGACUUAUAAUCACAUCAUCAAAUAUGUUUUGUGGUUUUUAG
Adineta steineri is the source of this 2286-nucleotide messenger RNA. The record is from the annotation of a GenBank genome assembly. Lineage: Eukaryota; Metazoa; Rotifera; Eurotatoria; Adinetida; Adinetidae.